Molecule: messenger RNA, 3633 nt
Organism: Xenopus laevis (African clawed frog)
Lineage: Eukaryota; Metazoa; Chordata; Amphibia; Anura; Pipidae
Gene: tbck.L
Product: TBC1 domain containing kinase L homeolog
Cellular component (GO): nucleus; early endosome; spindle
Molecular function (GO): ATP binding
Source: RefSeq, marked provisional
GCAAAUUCUGGCUGGGGUGGAAGUUCCAUGUAACGUAGAGGAUAUUGUAAAACUACAGCUCCAUGUAUUUCCCCUGCAAGCUGUGCUGGUACGUGUGCUUGUUGUCAGUCUCUUUACAGAGACAAACACGUUAGGGGAAUUUGCUGGAAGUAGAACUGCAAGGGAUCAUUCAUCUUCCUGAUUAACCUUUCACACAAUAUCCCAGAAUGGUUUGGACAAUGCCACCUUUAAAAGAUGCAGAGCUUGGAGCCUUCACAUUUUUUGCAUCUGCUCUCCCACAUGACGUUUGUGGAAGCAAUGGCCUUCCCCUCACACCAAACUCGAUAAAGAUCUUGGGCCGAUUUCAAAUUCUGAAAACCAUUGUGCAUCCCAGACUUUGCCAGUAUGUUGACAUCUCUCGUGGAAAACAUGAAAGGCUGGUGGUGGUAGCAGAACACUAUCCAAAAAGUCUCGAAGACUUGCUACGGGAAGGAACACCUGUGAGUUCUUCAAAGAUCUUACAUCUGGCUUAUGAAGUUUUGCAAGGCUUGGAGUAUAUGAAUCGACACCGAAUGGUCCAUAGAUCACUUGCACCUCACAAUAUUCUUCUAGAUGGAGAGGGACAUGUCAGACUGGCUAAGUUUGGGCUUUAUCAUAUCACAGAUCAUGGAGCUGAUGUUGAUUUUCCAAUAGGAUACCCUUCAUACCUGGCACCAGAAGUGAUUGCUCUGGGAAUCGUAAAGCCGACAGACCACACACAGUGCGAAAGGCCUCUACCUUCAGGUCCAAAAUCAGAUGUCUGGUCUCUGGGUCUUAUAUUGUUUGAACUGUGCAUGGGAAGAAAGUUAUUUCAGAGUCUGGAUGUAUCUGAGAAAUUAAAACUAAUUCUUACAUUAGGUUGUGUUGAUGACAUCAUUACCGUACUUAGUGAAGAACAUGGGUGUGUAGAUAUUUUAAAGACUGUCCCGGAAAAUACCUUAGUCUUGUUGCGAAAGUGCCUCACAUUUCAUCCUACAAAAAGACCUACCUCUGCGGAAUUGCUUGCUGACAGUGUAUUCAGUGACGUGUCCCCUUUGUACAUCCCCUUUCGCAAACCGGUCGGUCUAUUUUCAUCUGCUUUGAGAUGUGCUGAUCUGAUACUGCCUGACGAUAUUAGUCUCUUAUGUAAAGAUGAGGACAGUGACUUCCUGGCAGAAAGAUCUAUUGAAGAAGUAUAUCACCUGUGGUGCUUGGCAGGCGGCGAUCUAGAGAAAGAACUUAUGAGUAAGGGCAUCAUUCGAUCAAAACCACCUAUAUGCACUUUACCCAAUCUUCUCCUUGAAGAUGGUGAAAGCUUUGGUCAAGGAAGAGAUAGAAGCUCCCUGCUGGACGACACCACAGUGACCCUAUCAUUGUGCCAACUCAGAAAUAGGUUGAAAGAUGUCCCAGGGGAAGCAUAUUAUCCAUUAUUAGGCGAAGACCAAUCCAACAUACCACAUUCUGGCAGCAGCAAUGAGCUGUCCACCUCAGCCACUCUUCCUCUGAUUAUUCGAGAGCGAGACACUGAAUAUCAGCUAAACAGAAUUGUUUUAUUUGACCGGUUGCUGAAUGCAUAUCCAUACAAGAAAAAUAUGAUCUGGAGAGAGGCCAGAGUGGAUAUUCCUCCCCUUCUUAGAGGAUUAACUUGGGCUGCUCUUCUUGGUGUAGAGGGGGCCAUUCAUGAAAGAUAUGAUAUGAUAGAUAAGGACACUCCAAUACCUACAGACCGUCAGAUUGAAGUAGAUAUCCCACGUUGCCAUCAGUACGAUGAGCUCCUUUCUUCUCCUGAAGGCCAUGCAAAAUUUCGAAGGGUACUGAAAGCUUGGGUGGUUUCACAUCCUAACCUGGUAUAUUGGCAAGGGUUGGAUUCACUGUGUGCACCAUUUCUCUACCUGAAUUUUAACAAUGAAGCCCUGGCAUAUGCCUGUAUGUCUGCCUUUAUACCCAAGUACCUGUAUAAUUUCUUUUUGAAGGACAAUUCCCAUGUAAUUCAAGAGUACCUCACCGUGUUCUCCCAAAUGAUUGCCUUUCAUGACCCGGAACUAAGCAACCAUCUCAAUGAAAUUUGCUUUAUUCCAGAUCUCUAUGCAAUUCCUUGGUUCCUUACAAUGUUUACACAUGUUUUUCCUUUACACAAGAUAUUCCAUCUAUGGGACACGUUGCUGCUGGGAAACGCUUCCUUCCCGUUUUGCAUUGGAGUGGCCAUUUUGCAACAGCUAAGAGUCAGGCUUCUUGCAAAUGGAUUUAAUGAAUGCAUUCUUCUGUUUUCUGAUUUGCCAGAAAUUGAUAUUGAGCGAUGUGUCCGUGAGUCAGUUAAUUUAUUUUGCUGGACACCGAAAAGUGCAACAUACAGACAGCAUGCACAGGUGCCAAAGCAGAUCGCUGAAAGUAAUGGCAUGAGCAGGGCGGCAGCCAGCUUCACUGUGGACUUCCAGGAAUCCCCUAAGACUGACUUGGGCCGAGAACCAAUAAACAUAGAUGAUCUGAAGUCAGAAGUUUCCCCAAGAAUCUCAGCCGAAGAUCUGAUUGACCUGUGUGAGCUGACAAUGCCCAGUUUGUCCAGGAUACCAUCCAAGAAGAGCAAAUCUAUCAAGCCCAAACUUCUGGUGGUGGAUAUUCGGCACAGCGAAGAUUUCAAUCGUGGCCAUAUACCUGGAAGCAUCAACAUGCCCUUUGGUUCUGCAUUCACAACUGAAGGGGAUUUGGCACCAUGUCCCGCAAGUACCACCCUGCAAAACUUCAAGGGCAAAGUGGUUGUGACUGUGGGGCAUGCUGCCCAGAAUGCAGCUAAGUUUGCAGUUCACCUGGUAAAGCUGGCAUACCCAAGAGUUUGCAUUCUGGAUGGCGGCAUUAACAAGAUGAAGCUUACCGGCUUGCUGACUGUUCCCUCUCCUCAGAUAUAAGUUUACUGCAUUAUCUUAAUUUUAUACUAGAGAAACCAUUACACUCCUAGAAAUGCUCUCACUCAUCUAUAAAGAUACAUUUUAUCUCUGGAGCAAGCAGUGUUCUGACCAACUCCACCAUAUCUCCUGACCUUUUGACUCUCCUAGAAACCAGCAGGAUCACAAAGGAUGAACUGCUCCAGCCAUUGGUUGCUUUCAUUGCUUUUAUUUUGCACCAUAAUAUAAAUGUUUAUAUUGUGCCAUGUGCAGGCUGCACCGGUAAUGUCAUCACAUCCAGACUGGAAUGUUGGGCAAAGAUGUGCAUAGAAGAGACACACCUCAUCUUUUUAGUUUUAACCAAUCCAUUUUUACAGCAUAUUAUAUAUAUACAUCAAUAAUGAGAUUGUGUGACAGCUAUAAUCCAUGCACAUUGUACUGUUAGACACGACGCUAUCAUUAAAGCUGUGACUACUUUUGCGAAUAAUUUUCCAUAGUGUUGUUCAGACAUGCCGUGCAUUGUUUCUGCAUUACGGGUAAAACAAGGUAAAAUGCUAAUAAAUAGGUAUCCUACAGAUUAUUUUUUUUUUAAAUGCCUUAAGGGGCAUGUUGUAAUGGAAUUGGUCUCAAACUGUCUAAAUAGUCUCGAUGCAAAGUAACCUUCAUGCUCAAUAUUUAUUGUUGUUGGAAUCAGCUAGAGAUUUGUUCAACUUGUUUCUGCACGUUUGAUGUUAAUGCAUAAAUUUGCUCUUGCCUA